AUGCAGUCGGCUGUGGCGGGUCGACCAGCAUGGGUCAAGUACGCUGUCGUAGGCGGCGUUAUCGUGGUAGCAGGUAUCGUCGGUGUCGUGUGGAAUAGCAUCUCCGUCCAGGCCACACCAACCUCGUCCACAACCACGGAAAACCAAACCACGACCACGCCGACGCCAGCAGAUAUCGCCACGUCAUACCCGCCACAGUAUGCCGAGUUCUACACCUCCAUGUUUGCCAACAUGGACGCCACAGUGGACCCGUGCGAGGACUUCUACCAAUACGCGUGCGGCGGGUGGCUCGACGCCAACGACCUCACCGACACGGAUAGCUACAUCGACACGUCGUUCUCGAUUGUGAACAAGAACAACGACAAGAUCAUCCACGAUAUCAUGGCCACCAAGCCUGACGUGAUCGAUCCGUUCUACCAAGCAUGUGUGGCGGAACCAGCUGUGAAUGGCGAGGCCGUGGCCGAUGUGACCACGCAGCUCCGCCACAUUGCCACACUCGAUUCAGUGGACGCGUUGCUGGCGUAUGCUGGCGCGUUGGCCGUGACCACCACGACCAAGUCGUUUUUGGACAUUGACGUGGGCGUCGAUCCGAAGAAUGCCACGGUGAAUAUGCUGUACCUUUUGCAAGGAGGGUUGACGCUGUCGUCGGCCGAGUACUAUGCCAACGCGGCCAAGUACUUUGGUCCUUUGAACGAGUACAUUGCGAACUUGUCAGCCGCGCUCGACCACCACCCGUUUCAAACGAGAAAUCAUGGAUCGGACAUGAUUGCCCAGACCAUUUUUGACUUUGAAGCACAAAUUGCCAACGUGUCGCUUCCCCGAGCGCAAUUGCGAGACCCGUGGGCUACGUAUCACAAGUUUGACCUGCAAGAUGUCCACCCGUUUGUGGCGACCUACGUUCAAGGCAUGAACCCAUUGUGGGGGACCAACCAAACCGUGCCGGUGCUGGUUCCAAGCCCCCAGUUCUUGGAAGGACUGGCCAAGUUGGUGGCCAACACUGACUUGGCUGUGCUCAAAACGUACGUCAGUUUCCACUUGGUGCACACUCGCAGCCCGGUCUUGGGCGACACGUUUCGCGUGCUCACUCACAACUUUCGCAGCGCCACAGAAGGCCUACCGGCCGUCGAGUCCCGGCAAGUGUAUUGCACGAACCUCGUGAAAUCGUAUUUGGGCGAGUACUUGGGCCAGUUGUACUUGGACAAGGCGUUCCAGCCGUCGGUGAAAGCUCAAGCUAAAGCUCUGAUCCAGCAAAUCGAAGACGCCAUGACCGAUUUGAUCCAUCAAGUGGACUGGCUGGACGCCCCCACCCGCCGCGUCGCAUUGGACAAAGUCGCAAAGAUCGCCAACUUUGUCGGUGGGCCGGAUUCGUUUGAGCCCCUGCCGUUUCCCCUGAACGCAACCAAUUUUUACCAAAACGUGCAAACUCUCGACAGCCUCGCCAACAACGCCACGUUAAACAAGCUCGGCAACCAAGUGGAUCACACCAAAUGGACCAUGUUUGCCUUUACCGCGAAUGCGUACAACGACGCAACGGCCAAUAAGAUGGUAUUUCCCGCGGCGUUUCUGCAAAAGCCAGUUUACGGCGCGAGCGAGUUCCCCGCCGUGGCCAACUACGCGCGCAUCGGAGUCGUGAUGGGCCAUGAAUUGACUCAUGGCUUUGACGACCGAGGCCGCAACUUUGACCCGUCGGGGCAGCUGGCCCACUGGUGGACCGCAGACGUCAAGGACAAGUUCGAGUCGAACACCCAAUGCCUCGUGGACCAAUACUCGACCUUCCCCGUCGAAUCUCUAGAUAAGAAGACUGUACUGGGGUACGUGAAUGGUCGCAUGACGUUGGGAGAAAACAUCGCCGACAACGGGGGCUUGAAGCUGGCGUACAUGGCGUACCAAAAGGCCAAGCAGGCCGACCCGACGAUUGCUGACAUUGGGUACGACGACACCAAAAUGUUCUUCACGGCGUUUGUCCAGGGAUGGUGGUGCUUUAAAGCCACCGACAACUUUUACACCAACUUCCUACACAUGGACCCCCAUUCGCCCGCCGAGUGGCGCGCCAAGGGGCCGAUGAUGAACUCGCUGCUGUUUGCCGAUGCAUUUCAAUGUCCGAAGGACUCCCCUAUGAACCCGGCCAAGAAGUGUGUCGUUUGGUAGUACUAUAUGUAGCGCCGUCAGUUCACGAAAGUUAACGAAAUGGCCUUGUUGAUCACA
Messenger RNA from Aphanomyces astaci, 2205 nucleotides. RefSeq lists its product as hypothetical. Gene Ontology annotation, cellular component: plasma membrane. Bases 1 to 2148 code for a protein of 715 amino acids. The transcript has a single exon. The record is from RefSeq and is a predicted model, not a curated record. Lineage: Eukaryota; Oomycota; Saprolegniomycetes; Saprolegniales; Verrucalvaceae. Gene Ontology annotation, molecular function: metalloendopeptidase activity. Gene Ontology annotation, biological process: protein processing.